GUAGAGUUGAAAGCUCACAAAGUCACACACAGCUAUGGCACUUAGAACCAUAAUUACCAAAAGGACCUUGGCCGGAGCUCUAGGUUUCCGGCAACAACACCGGAGCGUACAGACUUUCUCUCUACCCGAUCUCCCUUACGAUUAUGGUGCCUUAGAACCUGCUAUUACCGGUGAAAUCAUGCAACUUCAUCACCAGAAACACCAUCAAACUUAUAUUACAAAUUACAAUAAAGCCCUUGAACAACUCCAUGAGGCUAUCACCAAGGGUGAUACACCUACUGUAGCUAAAUUGCAGAGUGCUAUUAAGUUUAAUGGCGGAGGUCACAUUAAUCACUCAGUUUUCUGGAAGAACCUUGCCCCUGUUCGUGACGGUGGUGGUGAGCCUCCAAAGGGUUCUCUUGGCUCGGCCAUAGACAUCCACUUUGGCUCUAUUGAAGCUGUAAUACAAAAUAUGAACGCAGAAGGUGCUGCUUUACAGGGUUCUGGUUGGGUGUGGCUUGGUAUGGACAAAGAGCUGAAGCGCCUAGUGAUUGAGAUUACCUCAAAUCAGGAUCCCUUGGUUAUUAAAGGACCAAACUUGGUUCCUCUUUUGGGCAUUGAUGUUUGGGAACAUGCAUACUACCUGCAGUACAAAAAUGUGAAACCAGAUUACCUAAAGAAUAUAUGGAAAGUCAUGAACUGGAAAUAUGCCUCCGAAGUUUAUGAGAAAGAAUGCCGCUGAACUCAGAUGUUUGAUGCGAUAUAGAGGACAUGUCUGUAUGAAUUGUGAGGGGGAUUUAGUGCUUACUGCCGUGCAAGUGGUCCUAUAUGUAUGAUAUGUAGUUUCUGGUUGAUGUAUAAUACGUGUGUAGAAAGUGAAUAAGCUACUAUAGCGGUGACCAAUUUUGACCAUGUUUUCUGCAGCUGUUCAUCCAGUUACAAUAGUAGAUGAAAAGUUGCCUGUGAUAUACAAAGCUAAUAAUCUUGAUGUCUUCGAAAA
Lycium barbarum (goji berry) is the source of this 979-nucleotide messenger RNA. Its product is annotated as superoxide dismutase [Mn], mitochondrial. The transcript is spliced from 6 exons. The record is from RefSeq and is a predicted model, not a curated record. The coding region runs from base 35 to 721 and encodes 228 amino acids. Lineage: Eukaryota; Viridiplantae; Streptophyta; Magnoliopsida; Solanales; Solanaceae. Gene Ontology annotation, biological process: superoxide metabolic process. Gene Ontology annotation, molecular function: metal ion binding; superoxide dismutase activity. Gene Ontology annotation, cellular component: mitochondrion.